UUUGCAGCCCUAAGCAAACCCCCUGCGAGGUCCACCAAAGUGCCUCCUGCUGCAGGUAGACACCCAGGCCGGUACCUGCCCACACCUGGCUCCAGACCCUCGCCCAUGCCUGGAACAUCAGGUGUGAAGAGAGGUGGUGACAGUAAGACAUCUGCCACCGUGUCCCCGAGUCCCAAGAGGGUUCUGCCUGUCCCCCCCUCACCAGCUACUCGUGCCCAUGCAAAUGAGACCAGAGGCAGCAGAAUCAAAGGGCCCGUGUCCCCGCCUCCUACCAAAGCCAGCCAGCCGGACUUGGUUGCUUCCAACAGCGUCACUCCCAGCAAGAGCUCGAAGGAGAUCUCCAGACUAGAGGCUCUCUGCGAGGCGCGGACUAAGGAGCUGAACAUCACCAAGAUGCAGCUGAAGGAGGGGAUGACGGGCUUCGAUGCUAUGGCCGUCCUGGUCAAGUAUCUAACAGAGGAGAUGGAUGCCUUCUCCCACCCAACUUUGCUGACUCAGAUUCAGAGACUGGAGGAAGAACUUCACCAUGCCAGAAGUGAAAGAGAUGCUCAGAAGCUAGAUUUGGAGAGACUGCAGAACGAUAUCCACAAUACCAUCGCCGCACACAAAGAUCACAUCAACAAACUCAAGGAUGACCAUGCUGCUGAGCUGAAGCUCCAGGAGGAUGAGUUUCAGCUGGUCCGGCAGGCCGAGAUGGGCAGGCUGACCACCCAGCACCGUCUGGAGGUGGAGAUACUGGCCGAUGGACACAAGAACCAGCUUCUUGAGAUCUGUGAGGCCCACCAGGCUGCCACCCGAGAACUGGAACAGAAACAUGCAGAGGAGAUCCACAAGCUAGAGGCACUACAGGCUCAGGAGAUAGAAGAAUUAAAAAGGCAGCAUCAGGAACAAAUAGGUAGCCUGACAACAAACUUUGAGAAGACAAGACUUUCUCUUGAGGACCAAAUAGAAACCCUGAACUUCCAGUACCAGCGCCAGAAGGACAAGGCGCAGAUGUUUGAGGAGGCGCUGAACAAGGACACAGACAUGCGUGUCCAGGCCGCCAUCACGCCGUACAAACACCUUCCCGCCGAGGUGGACAGUCUGAAGGCCGUACUGGACAUCAAGAGUCAGGAGGUCCACGACCUCAGGAAACGCAACAUGGAGCUGGAUAAACAGGUAUCUGAAAUCCCAGACUUGAAGGACAAGAUUAAGAUGUUGGAGAGGAAGACUGAAGACAUGGAGGCAAUGUUAUCCAUCAAAUCUGAGUUUCAGAGGCAAAUGUCUACCGAGCAUGCCCAGCUGAGACAGCAGUACGAACGGCAGGAAAACGCCAGCAAGCGCCUCUCCAUGGAGAACGAGGAACUGCAGUGGAAGCUGCGCAACAGCGGCAGCAGCUCCCCGAUAGAUGCUGCCUCCCCCAUCAUCAUGGGCUCCCCCGCCCGCGUCCCCCGCACCGCCCUCACUCCCACCCUCGAGAGGAGGCGCUCUCCCACGGAGAAGCGCAAGUCGCUGUCCAGGUCACAGUCCACGUCCUCGGACACCGGGAUUUUCUACACCAUCUCCGAUGAGAAACCUUCGUCGUAAACCUGUUUCUGUCACUCCUGUAGUCUGAACCCUUUCAGUACAUGUGUACCAACAUUGCAAACAAUCAAAGUUGUCAGUAUGCAGUGUAGAGAUGUACAAAUCUUCACAUAUUACGGUCUGGUUCUGAAACAACUUGAAUCCUAACCCUAUCAUUACCAACAUCUCAAACACUUGUAUAGUAGAUGUAGGGGCAUGUAAAUUGUAAUAGGCUUAUUCACAAAUCCAACUGCACAUGCACAGGUCAAUGGUGAAAGCCACUGACUUGUAAACUGUUCUUGCCUCAACCAUGCUUUAUAAAUGCCGAUAUUUAGCAGAUCCUCCUGCCUUAUGCGCAAAAUAAGAAUGAAUCUUAGAUAUGUAUGGCCUCUGUUUCUCGGUUUGAAAUGUCUAGACGUGUUUUGUUCAGAUCUCAGGGGCUUUCACGCUUUGACAUGUGCAUGUGCUGUCAAAUCUUUGAAUGGGCUUAUUUUGCCAGGUUUGAAGAUGCUUGAACCAUAGCCCCAUCAGUGAAAAUGUCAUGAGCAGCUACGAAUGUGUUACAUGUCCUGUGCAAUGUAGGUAUAUGUAUGGUAGGGUCAGCAUCUGUUGUUUUGGUUAGGUUGUGGCUUGAUAUUAAGACGUUGCUUUGAUCAGUUAAUCUUCAACAUGCACAGUUUGUUAUUACCAGUUUGGCAGUGUGUUGAAGGUUUGGGUUGAAGAUGUCAAACUGUUUUGUAGAAUA
This is a messenger RNA of Branchiostoma floridae (Florida lancelet), 2287 nucleotides long. RefSeq names its product microtubule-associated tumor suppressor candidate 2-like. The record is from RefSeq and is a predicted model, not a curated record. Gene Ontology annotation, molecular function: microtubule binding. The transcript is spliced from 12 exons. Lineage: Eukaryota; Metazoa; Chordata; Leptocardii; Amphioxiformes; Branchiostomatidae. Gene Ontology annotation, cellular component: cytoplasm; nucleus. The coding region runs from base 106 to 1566 and encodes 486 amino acids.